Messenger RNA from Arctia plantaginis, 2589 nucleotides. NCBI's taxonomy places the organism in Eukaryota, Metazoa, Arthropoda, Insecta, Lepidoptera, Erebidae. The record is from the annotation of a GenBank genome assembly.
AUGGGUAAUCAUCCUCUGUUUUUGAUAAUAUCAUCAGUAAUCGUUGCUUCUAACACAAAUGCCGACAUCUAUGGCGGUAGAAAAAAUUCAAUAAAUGAUAUAAAUAAAGUGCCUAAAGUGGAAGGCGAAGACAUUAUAACGUGGUGUACAACUUCACUGUUGGAACAGGCGAAAUGUGAAAAGCUGGCUAGAUCUGUUAUGCAAGACAAGGGACUCUUUGGAAAGGAUUUCAUUGAAUUACAAUGCAAAAGGGCCUUUGACACAGAGGAGUGUAUGGUAUGGGUAGAUAGAGGAGAAGCCUCCCUGCUUGGUCUUGAUGCUGGUGAAGUUUAUAUUGCAGGCAGGUACCAUUCUCUGGUGCCUAUUCUUCAAGAGUUAUAUGGUCGCGGAGAGCCUUACCAGUACUCCAUAGCAAUAGUGCGUAAAGGUGCUUUACCUCAAUUGCAACCUGGCUAUGGACUGCAGACACUGCGGGGGGUGAAGGCCUGCUUUCCCGGCGUUGGUGCAUUAGCCGGAUGGAUGAUGCCCAUACAUGUUCUAAUGCAAAAUGGUGGUCUGAAAAUAACCGACUGCAACAAUCAUGUGAAAUCUGCAAUAGAGUAUUUUGGCGAAUCCUGCGCACCGAAUUCACUAAAGGACAUGUAUAAUCCUAUUGGUGAUAAUUCCGACAAACUAUGUCGAUUAUGUGCCGGUGGUUCGGGAAUUCGCUGCACAUUAGCUGACCCUUAUGCUGGUUAUGAAGGAGCUUUGCGGUGCCUUAUAGCUAACAACUCGGGAGAAAUCGCAUUUGUAAGAGAUACUACAGUGCAGCAUGCUUUGUUAUCACAUACAAUACUUGGUGGAGUGACAGAGGAUCAAUUUGAGCUAAUCUGCCGAGAUGGCACUCGUCGACCUGUGACUGAGUCUGAAGAGUGCAACUGGGGCCGUGUACCGGCUGACGCCAUAGUCACCAGCAGUGCUGCCUCUGUGGAACAGCGGAAAAGAUAUCAAAAGCUUUUCCAGACCAUCUACCAACUGUAUGGUGAACCCAACUCUCUAAACAAGAACUACAAUAACAUAACAAACAUGUAUCAAAACAGCAGCCCGUACAACCCAUACUCGACAACAGAACAGUCGAGGUACCCGUACGACUCGUAUAACAACAGAGAUAAGUUCAAUUAUUACAACAGGGAAAAUGAAGAUGACAGGAACCGAGAUAAUACGAUGACACCAUAUAAACCCCGUGUCGAUUCCGGUGGGCAACUUAUCGAACCAGCGUUCAAGCUUUUCAAAUCCAACGUAACUACGGAUCUUCUAUUGCAGGAUGCCACGAUAAACUUCAGAAUAUUAACAGAAGAGGAACAAGCAGCUAAACAUAUUCUUAACAAUAAAUAUGUAGGCAGUCAGGCAGAGAAAGCAGUACAUGGAAUCAGGGAUUGUCCUGUAAAGCGUGCCACCUUGUGCGUUACUAGUGACCAGGAGAUGGAAAAAUGUGGUAAAAUGAGGACGGCGCUGUCGGCGGCGGCGCUGGCCCCGCGGCUGGCGUGCUGGCGCGGCCACAGCACGCGGCACUGCGAGCGCGCCGUGGCGGAGGGCGCGGCCGACUUCGCGCUGCUGGACGCCGCCGACAUGCUGCACGCCGCCGCGCAGCACCGCCUCGUGCCCUUCAUGCAGGAGGUAUACAGCAGCGGCAACGACUGGUACUACGCGGUAGCAGUCGCCAAGGAACAAGACCCAGACACUGACUUGACGUACCUCCGCGGCAAGAACACGUGUCACACCGGACUAGGCAUGGCCGCCGGUUGGGUCUACCCACUCGCAUACCUCAUAUCUAACGGGUGGAUCAGACCGUAUGGUUGUGAUGGAGCUCAUGCCGCGGCUGAGUACUUCACCAAGUCAUGUACGCCGGGGGCUCUCAGUACAGAGUACGUAGACUCUGGCACUGUUCCACACGACAAUCUGUGUCACCUUUGUCACGGUGCUUCCUUCAGGCGCUGCCGGCGCGACGCGAGCGAGGCGUACUUCGGGCACGUGGGCGCGCUGCGCUGCAUGGUGGAGGGCGGCGGCGACGUGGCCUUCGUGCGACACACGGCGCCCGCAGAGGUGUCGGCCGGCCGCCGCCGCGAGUGGUGGGCGCGGGACCUGCUGCCCGACGACCUGCAGCUGCUGUGCCCCGACGGUACCCGCGCAAAGAUGCACGAAUACAAACACUGCAACCUCGGCAAAGUUCCUGGCACUGUGAUGAUGGGAAGGCCAAACCAUACUGAACUGGAUACUUACUCGAACCUCAUGAUAUAUGCGCAGCAGUUCUACGGAGCUGUCACUGCUGAUGAAUUCAGCUUCAGCAUGUUUUACUCACAGCCUCCAUACUCCGACUUGAUAUUCAGUGACGUUGCGGUGCGCCUCAAACCUAUACCUCACAGCAAGCGAUCAGCUGACAUCAUCGCUGGCCCCGCGCUAAUACGCGCCGCUCGGAUCGUAUCUUGCGAUGCGCCACAAGCCUCUUAUUACGUAGCGUCUGACCCAGACUUUUUGUCCCAUGCGUAUAGAAAUGGUGUCAUAGGGAAAGUACUAGUAUUAGGAAUAUUCUUAGCAGCUUUAUUAAGAUAA